AUGGCAAACUUCCUUGAGCAGCUCGACAGCUCCAUCUCCGACCUUCUAGCUGGCUGGAACGUCUACUCGUCGCUCCUCGCCAUUGGCCUCCUGGGCUUCGUGGGCUGGGUCAUCUACGACACGGCAGAUGCUGACACGCACCCGCUGCUGCUUGCACGCCAGGCCCAGGCUUCGUAUGUGAGGCAGCAGGGAGAAUCUGCCGUCUUUAGGUCCCCCGAGACUCCUCAUGGCUACCCUCUCCGAACCGGUCUUGCCGUGAAGCCCCCAGGUGCGCCCAUGUACACGGCCGGAAAAGAUGGUGACCUCCGAGAUAUCUGGCGUCGCGUUACAGGCGAAAUUCCCCUCGAAAAGGGUGCCAGCUCGAGUGGCACAGCGAACAUCAUGACCGUCUUCGGCAAGGAAGGCGUCUCAGAGCACAAGAUCGAAGGACUCACAAAAGAGAUUGCCAUCAUUGGAACACACCUGAAAGACCAUGGCGCAAAGCGAGUGGCCGUCUACCUCCCCAACAGCAUCGAAUUCCUAGUCGUCCUCUUCGCUGGCGCAUUUUACGGAUUUACCCCCAUCUUAAUCCCGUACAACCAGCCGCAUACUACGCUUGCCGAGCUUCUUGUGCAGACUGGAGCGGACGCAUUAGUCGCCGAAGCGGGCUCGUUCCCCUUAGCUGAUGUAAGCCGCGGUGCUCCUGCUCUUCGACAGAUCAUCUGGACUGUGGAGAAGACAAGUAGGCACAUGGACUGGAGCGAAGUGCCAGAGGGAAUCGGAGGCAAGAUCGAUGUUUCAGUUUGGCAUCAAAUUGUGCAAGACCAAACGAACGGCACCGCCACCUUGCCCUCGGACUCCAACAAAGCUCCAAACGUCGUAUUUCUCUGGCAAGAAAGCGGGGCCAAGUCUGCGGAGAUUGUCGAGUUUUCACAACUGAACUUGGCUGCCGCCGUGGGUGCGCUCAACACCUCCUUACCAGUGGCACAACGACUUAAUGCUUCGGACACUUUCCUUCCCGCUGACGCCUUCACUCACUCUUACAGCCUAUGCGUAACACUAUCAGCGCUUUUCGCUCAUGCGACCAUCAUUAUCAACUCUGUUGCUGGCCCAGGCGUAGAUUUGACAUUGGCCAGUCGCUCCAUUGCGCCUACGGUUGCGCUCAUCUCGGCUGAGACUGCUGCCAAACUACAUAGCACCACCACUACGUCUGUCACAGGCGGACUUAAGAAGCUAGCCCACUAUCUCGAGACCCGCAUGCUGGCUGCUGGCCGCUUGCCUACUGAUACAUUCCUCACUAAGCUCAAUGCACCAACAAGAGCGAGCAUUGGCAACACACCUGGAAAGCUGCGCCUCCUUUUUAUCUCCGAACGGGCUGGCCUAAAUACACCUCCGCUGAGCGCGGAAGAUCUCUCCGACCUCCGCAUCUACACGAAAGCGCGUGUCGUCUAUGCGUUGACCGCUGCCAAGGUAGCAGGAGCAGUUGCACAGACGAACAUCUACGAUUACAGGCGAGGACCGGCAGACUCGAGUAAACAUAGUCACUUCGGUGUGCCACUAAGCUGCGUCGAGAUCAAGUUGAAGGACACAACCGACCACAAGACAACAGAUGAGAUAUCAGCAGGCGAACUCGUCGUCACUGGAUCAUCGGUAGCUGGUGGCGAAGUCAAUCUAGGUGUGAAAGCUGUCAUUCGGGAUGACCAUACCGUGGCCUAUCUAUAG
This is a messenger RNA of Cucurbitaria berberidis CBS 394.84, 1701 nucleotides long. RefSeq lists its product as uncharacterized. Gene Ontology annotation, molecular function: long-chain fatty acid-CoA ligase activity. The record is from RefSeq and is a predicted model, not a curated record. Gene Ontology annotation, cellular component: endoplasmic reticulum; membrane. The transcript is spliced from 4 exons. NCBI's taxonomy places the organism in Eukaryota, Fungi, Ascomycota, Dothideomycetes, Pleosporales, Cucurbitariaceae. Bases 1 to 1701 code for a protein of 566 amino acids.